This is a messenger RNA of Ochlerotatus camptorhynchus, 8552 nucleotides long. RefSeq lists its product as uncharacterized. The transcript is spliced from 6 exons. The record is from RefSeq and is a predicted model, not a curated record. The coding region runs from base 2263 to 6783 and encodes 1506 amino acids. Lineage: Eukaryota; Metazoa; Arthropoda; Insecta; Diptera; Culicidae.
AAUGGCCGCAUCGGUUCCUUCGCGAACUGGAAGAUUGGGGGUUUCCUAGAGGAAAAAUCGAAUUUUUCAAUGGAAAAUCUCGAAUGAGUUUUCCGAUUGGAUGGUGGAGAAAAGUUUGUGAUGUGUGACGAUUGAAUCAAGUGUUGAGAGUUUGAAUUUGGUUUGUUUUGGAAAAGCCUGUGCAAGUGCAAGGACGGUGAAGAUUGUCUAAAAUUUAAGAAGAAUCAUCUUGAUCCUUGGGUGCAAAACAGGGAAAAAAAAAUUGUCUCGACUUUGAUUGAAAGAGUGAGCAAAAGACGAAAAUUAUUGCAGUUUUUUGUGGUUCAAAAAGAAAAAAAAAGAGCUCGUCUGAUAAAAUCAGCAGAACAGUGCGGGAUCAAGAGUGCGAGGAUUCAAUUUUUUUGAUGGUUCAGAUGAAGAGAUAAGAAACAAAAAAAAAGGAAGCAAAAAAGCGAGAAUCCACUUUUCAAGGAUUAAGUGAAAAAUCCCUCCAAGAGCUUGCUGCCGUAAGGGGGAAAAGAAAUUUUGUUUACAGCUUCGACUUCCGAGAGAAUGUGAAAGAAGUGUGAAAACAACUUUAUUUCGGAUCUUUCUGGCGAAGGAUUUCCGAGUUUCGGUGGAGUUAGGAUUUUAGGAAGUGAAAUUUGUGUUGUUGAUUUGCCGCCCCGUGUUGGCAGAGCAGUGAGACAAAAUUAAUAAGGAAUUUCCAUUGGGACGGACGUCUGGCGGUCGUUUUAUUCUUGAAAGUUAAUCCAUCCAAAUGCGCCUCCACCCUCUUAAGGCGAUCGCUCGGAAUCGCGAGGCUGCGACCUAGGCUAGACCGGACUGCUGACCGGGGACCAGUAACCGAAAGGUAAUAACAUCUUUACAUGUUAGCAUUACAACAAAUUAGAAGUCAUUUAUUGAUCGACUCGUACGAGCCAGCCCCCUCAGGAUACGUUCGUCCUUGCUCUCACGGCAGCGAGUGUGAGAGAGCAGCUCUGAACCGCACGGAGCGAAACGGCAAGGACAUACACGACACACUGGCGAAGCUCACCGCCGGAGAAGAGCUGGCAGGUUUGAGCUGCAUUCGAAGUUCUGAUCCUCGUCAGUCGGUUGCCAUCAGAGUUCUGAACCGGUCGCGCCGCUACGAGCGAACCCCGAACGGGUGAAGAUAAUAAAAUAAAAGUGAGAAUUAGUCCUAGUUAUAAUCGUUAUUGAGUUAUACAGCACCAACAGCAACAACCGGAGAAGAGCUGUGUUCGUUCGGGACGAAAGAGGCGAAAAAUUUUCGGGGGGAAGAGCUGUGUUCCCGUUAGUGGGUUGUUGUGUGUACAGUGGAAUCGACGUUUUCGAGUCGAUCCGAGCCAUCGGUGAAAAAGAAGAAUAGGAAGAAGUGGUAGAAGCAAAUAAUUAAAUAUUCCGCCUGUGCUGUGCCGUGUGUCAGAAGAUACCGUGGCGAGAGAAUACGGAGAAACGGGUCGGUCGGAGUGCUCUUCGGGAAGAGUGUGGUGCUUGUGUCUACACAGUUUCUUUCUCUCGAUUCCUAGUGCCACACAGUGGUGUGUCGAUACGGGAGGGGUGCGCGGCAGGGUGAAUAAGUGGAAUGAGUGAGCCUCUAUCUGGUUCCCGGUGUUUCUAGUCUUCUGCUCCCCACGACCUUCCACCGCAACGAGUGUUUCGCUUCAUCAUCACCAACAGCAAGAGAGUAGCGAGCAGACACAAGCAGACGGCCUGAUCUAAAACCUGGAAUUAUUCUACGGGGCCAGGAUUUGUGUUUGAGAGUGUGUGUGUUUGUGUAUUUAGCAGGAACGGAAAGAACCUCUCGGGUUGACCGACGAAGAUCAGAGGAGAGGUGUGGUGCAGAUGCCAGUUUAGAGCGCUGCUAGAAGAAACAGACAUGUGAUAAAUGUGAACGCAGCGGUGUUCAACAACAACGGCCUCGCCUCGCCUGGAAGAGCGAGAGAAAGGAAAGAAGAAUCCGUCGAAUAAGAAAUCUCGAGUGCCGUAAGAAGAAGAAGAAAAAAAAGAUGUGAAAAAUGACGAAAAUCCUCAACGAAACUCGACGAAGAUGUGCUUAGACAGUGUUUCGGGGCGUUUUUGUUCUAGUUUAGGAUAAUUUCCAUCAUUUCGGGGGUGAAAAUCGAUAAUCUUCCACUUCAGGUGGGAACGCAAAAAAAUCGGAAGAAUAAACCAAGCACAAGGGUGCAAAAAAAAAGGUAAUCGCUCCCACUCCCACAUACCCGGACACGCGCGUGUUUGUGUGUGAGCGCGUGUUUCACUAUGUUCGCCGAAGGAACAUUGCACAAGAAAUACAAGAUCUCCUUACCGCUGACCGGCAACGACCGGAGUAGUAGCAGGAUCAGCCGGAGUUCACCAAUCGAUCGACAACAACCAGAAGAUGACAGCAGCAGUAGCCUUAGUAGUAGGAUCAGUGAUAUCGACGACAGCUGUCUACGGUUGCCGAAUUUGGACUGCUCGUGCAACCAGAUCGACGACGACAACAACGACAACAGUUCCGUCAGUAGCAACAGCAGCAGCAGCAGCCGCCGUACCCCCAGUAGUCACCCCAACCCUAGUGCUAGUACCCGCAAAUCCGGCCGGCGGAGACAGCGUCGACCGGACACAGUGAAAAAGGUCCGAGUGAGAACCAGUAGUAGCAGUUGUCGAUCCUGGCGGCGGCCGUCUCACUCCGGAAGCUUCAUCAUCCCGACCCGACGAUACUCCUCCCUAGCGAUAGUGUUAAUUAGUACCGUUCUACUACUACUGUUCCCCUGCUGUGUGACCCCGGUGCUGCUGGAUGCCAACGGGGAGAGCACCGGACGGGCCGGCGAUGGGUUUGGCAAUUUCAAUCUGGAGAAAAGCAUAGCGGCCGUCUUCAGUCGGGUCGCGUAUGGUUCGACGACCACGACCAAACGGAGCAUACCGGACAACGUGUACGUGCCCAGUCUGACGACCGUUUCGACGCCACUGCUGACGACGUUUAGGUACCGGGAAAAGGAGAAGGAUCCGCUGGGUUUGGGCGGCGGAAGUGGGGCCGGUAUCGGUGAGGGAAUCGGCGGCUCCGGAGGAGGAGGUCUUGGUGGACGGGAUCCGCACCAUAACCAGCAGCAGAUCAGUGCCAAUCAUCGGAACUACGAGCUGGAUCUGGAGCGGGACCACGUGCUGCCCACGUCCGCACCGAAUGCGGAAAUUCUGAAGAGCAACAGUAAUCCGACCUACCCGAACCCGAACCGGCACCACGGGCACGACCGGCAUCGGCACUCCAACUCGACACCGUAUCCGCAUGGUCACAACAAGAAGGGCUUCCCCACGAACCCGAUGUUCCCGGGGGACAUCCCGUCGUACUCGCCGCCGUCGCGAACCUUCUUCACGCCACCACUGCCUCGCAACUACACGAACCCGUUCGCCGAUAAGCCGACCCUGCGGGGAACGAACAGCGACAGUACGAUCAUCAACACCGGAAGCUACGUGAACCGACGACCACUGCCCCCGCCCAGCCUGAUGCCCGGCCACGAACGGAUCCCCAUCCGGCCGGAUCUGAAUGGAUCGGUGAAUCCGCAGAAACCGACCCUACCGCAGGAUCCCACCGGUGGUGGUGGCCCAGGCGGUGGUAUAGCUCCGUCGAGCUCGUCGCAAUCGAUCGACGCUCAGCGGAAGAAGGCACUGAAUACACCGUCGGAGAAGAGCAACAAGCUGGAUUCGGCCAAGAGCUACGGGGUGGACAACAAGUUCAUGCUGGACGGCAAUGGGAACUCCAGCGCUAUACUGCCAAAUGGGAUGCACUUCCCGUCGAUUUCCAGGAUACUGAGCGGUUCGAACGGGAGGACGCAGACGAUUCCGGAUGUGCUGCUGCGGUCGGUGACGUCGGCACCGCGGCCGAAUCAACCGACCUUCGACCUGAAUCCACCGGUGACGUCGUUGAGUAAUUCGAAAAGUUUAAAUAAGGGAAACGAUAGGAAUGAUGGUGGGGAUGAAGGGGAAGAUUUCGAUGGAAGUGAGAACAGUGGCGGUAGGGAUGAUCAGGACGACGAGGAUGACGAGGAGGAAGAGGACGACGUGGUUGCGGAGAAGGAAGCGAGUUCCUACUCGACUCAGGCGCAAAGCGUCCAGACCAGUACGGUGAGUUCGUUGGUCCAUCUGUCAUCCUCGUCGUCGCCGAUCACACAGAAGAUGCCGAACUUGAAUCUGAAAUCGGUGAUGAUUAAAGCGAAUGCCAGCGCUGAGGAAGGUCAAUUAGGGAACGGGUUCGGGAACGAUAGGAACUUUGCUACCGACAUCGAAGACAUUAGCACGUGGACGAUCGCGUGGAACAUUCACGUGUAUCUGUCGGCGAUUCUGUUUACGAUUCUGGCCGUGUAUUCCAUAUUUAAGAUCAUCUUUUACGAUAAGCUAACGCACCUCUUCUCGCAAUCGUACUUCAUCAGUAUUCAUUUGAUCUUGAUCAUUAUCUGCUUGUUGCGAAUUUUCUACCUAUGCUAUGACGCUUACAAUAUUCACUUUAGUUUUAACUUGUUUACGUCCGAACUGCUGUUAAAUCUGCCACUUACGUUCCUAACGACGACGUUCGCGAUUCUGAUUCUGUUCCUGCUGCUGCGAUCGAUCAACCACAAGACUAACCGAUACAGUUCAAUUCUCCGUCCGCUGACGAUCAUGAUCGGUUCCGGGGUUCACGUGGGGCUGUGCAUAACGCUGCAUUUGGUCGAGUCUUACGAAACGCAGCAGUUCUAUCACAAGCAAGCCCAGCUGAUGGCCAGUAGCCGCGGUGGACAGACCGGCCAUGGUCCCACCAAUAUCCAGAUUCCACCGAGAGUGCUGUCGUUGAUUUGUCAGAUUAUUUACAUCUUCAUCUGCUUGUCGCUGGGGAUCCUGUAUCUGUACAUGUACCGGUUGUUAAAGCGGAUUCUGCACAAGAGCCAGAACUACAUUCAUGGGUAUAACAACCUGUCGUAUGCCAUUCAUAUCACGAUCGCGACGGCUUUGCUGUUUAUCCUGCUGGCAGCAUUGCAGAUCUACGGUGCCAUCAGUAUUAGCUCACAGACCAAGGUUAAGCUCUCGCCGAACAAUAAUCUGAAUGACAGUUCGGCCAAGAAGACGCUCUGGGCGUCGCACAUCGAGAUCGAUUGGUUCCAGUGGGGCUACCAGUUCAGUUUGAGGUUCAUCGAGAUCGUGAUCAUUGCGUUGCUCUCGUGGGUUACGGGGCUGAAGACGGGAACCUCGAAGGUUAUUCAGAGGGAGAAGGAUAUGGAGCAACCGAAUGCCAGUGGCUUUGCCCUGUUCCCGUGCACGUCUUCGUCGAGCCAGGAAAACUUUGAGACUGACUAUCCGGCGGUUUGUAACGCUAAUACGAACUUGCACACGUAUACUUUGAGGACGGGGAAGCCGAUCUAUGACGAUAACUUUGCGUUGAACUCGCUGAACUUGGAGCAGAAUAGUAAUCAGGAUCUGCAGCUGGGACCGGGAGCGGGUGCAGAUUUUCAACGAUCGCUCGAGACGAAUAGUAUGCGAUCGAGCUCGCACAACUAUAGUAAUAACUACAACGGUAGUCAGCCGGCAGAUCAGCACGAGGAUUUUAUGAACGAUACUGAGCAGAUGCCGGAUCAUUACGAAAACCCGAACUUUGAGUUGAAGCAUCACCACAGAGGGGAGCCGCGGGAUGGACCUCAGUAUCACGACAUCAUGGAUAACUGCUACUCGGAACCGAUCAACGCUCCGUACGAUACGAAGAGCUUGCGGGGUGCGGCGGUUCCUCCGGUUCACAUCCAGCAAGGUCCAAGGAAUUAUGAUUUCCAGAACUUUGAACGUCCGUCGUUUGAUCAAGCGGCUUCGUCGCAGUCAAUUUCCCGGGGAGAGUUCCGGGCGUCGAAGAACCUGAAGACGCUGAAGAGCGGUCAGGCAAACUAUGACGGCGCGAAUACGGUGGGUCAUCACCACUACAACCACUUCAACAACUACAACGAUUCGUUCGAAAGGAGGAUCGGUGUGAGGAAGAGUGGGACGCUGAAUAACAUUGGUGGAAUGCAUUUUAAUCAGCAGGCCGGCGGUAGUGGGCGGAAUAACAAUAAUUCGACCUCGUCGGCUUCGUCUUCGGCUUCGUCCAACAACCGUGGUGCAAUACAACAGCAGCAGCAGCAGCAGCUACAACAGCAACAACUGCAACAGCAACAGCAGCUGCAGCAAGGUCAGGGACGACCUCCUCGAGGGAUUGGUCCGGAGCGACAUAUGAAUGGUGCUCAAACGUUAAGCUCUUCGGGUCGAGCUGUCCCGGAUCAUCACCAUCACCACCACCAUCACCCGCAGGCAGCUCCGAGGAAUCUCCCUGGUGGAGAAUUGGUCCAUCCGGGAAGCUUCAACGAUCGGUUGGUGAAUGGUGUCGCCGUCGGUGCAGACCACCUAUCGUCCCAGGACAAUAUCAACAACUUUGACGAUAAUAGCAGUGCGGCCAGCUACUAUCACAGCAAGAAACGGUCCCGGGAUUCGUCCAGCUCGAGCUACACGGGGUUCAAUAACAACGGAAGCGAUCAUGGUCCUCCGAACCAGGACCCGGGCAGCUCGUCGCCGACCGUGUCCGCAUCGAACGUCCCGGUUAACGGGUUGGGUCCGGGCAGCAGCAGCGGAGGUUCCUCGAGUGGGGUUUUGCCUGGUAAGAUUGUUCCGGCACCGACGGCCGGAGAAGCAGGCGGUGAUAGCUCGACGAUGCUGGUCGCCGAGCAAGGUUUCGUGCGGUUCCGGGCGCUGGAGGAGCCAACGCUCGGCUCGCGAACCAACAUUAGGGAUAAGAACAAGCUAUUUAUUAAUUCUUAGAGUUUAACCGGUCGGCAGCAGCAGCAGCAGCAGCAGCUGUAAUAAAGUGGCAGCGAUUUUUGCAUUUUCACACUUAUGUUCUUUUUCGACUAAACGCAAAACUUAGGAUAUAAAGAAACAAAGGUGAUCACACACACACACACACGCAUGAAACACAUUCGCAGGUCCCUCUCCCUUGCCGGGAGGGGAAGGCCGUGCACGACUUGUAUGAAAGUAUGCAAAUUUUCCCCCUCCAUGGAACACAUUGUCAGCAAAAUAGAAACAAAUGAAAAGUGUCUCGAUGUAAAUAGUUAGCGCGAAAAGAAAAAAAAAAAGGAAACAAUUCAAGUCAAGUGAUCAAUUUAUUGCUAAUUAAAGUAAAUUAAAUGAAAGAAAGCUACGAUUCCUAGCACGUAAGAUAGUUGUGUAUAAAUCCCCACAUUCUUUCGAAAAUCGUCGUCGGCCUACCCUUCGUUGUAAAUUAUUGUUCUUUUCCCAUGUCUCUUUCCUUCUGCUAAACGAAAAAAAAAAUCACUAGUGUAUAUUAAACAAGCAAAGCAAAAGCUCUAUCUCUCACACCUUCUCGUUCGAAAACAUAUUUGCUAUCUCGAAAAAAAGAAAAAGAAAACGCAAAAGUAACAAAAAACAUACAUCCCUUUUUCCCCCUUUUCCAAUUGGUAAAAAAGCGAAACAAAUUGCAACGACUAAAACAGAAGAUGAGUGCAAUUAAUUAACCGAGAGAAAUGUUGCAAUUUGCAAAAGAAAACAGAAUGAAGCUAAGAAUGUAAAACACAAAACAUAAAUGGAACAAGCAACCAAUUGUGAUGAUUUAAUCCGUCGUUUCUCUUUGACACUGACACACACACACACACACACAGAAAAACACUCACAGAUAAGUGCAGCAAGAUCGAUCACACACACGAGUAGGUAGUAGAAGCGGAAGAAGAAGAAGAGGCAGAAGCAGAAAUAGCUGAUCGCCAUUCGUCGUUUAGUCGUGUCGUCGCUGUCGAUGUUGACCCCUAAUCUCUCUCUCGCUAGAGGAGCAAAUGAAAUAGGCAGAACAAGCAAGCGCAAAGAGCUAAGGAAGAUGAUUUCGUGUUAUAGUAUUGUUCUUAUAUGAAUAUAUGUUUUAAAUGGUAAUAUUUUAAACUUGUAUAUUUACAAACAAACGGCAACCCUCAAGCAUUCACGCUCACACAUAAGAAGAAAAAUCCGCUGCUUAAUACCACACCCAUGGCCUCUUGUGAGUUUGUGAUUUUAAACAUUUUUGUUUUAAAGUUAAUCUCUUUUUUUAACAUACGAUCAUUUGUAGCACGGUGGAUUCGAAGUCGGAGAUUUGACGUGACAUUAGGGAGAAAACCAAAUUUCAUCGAAGUGGAUUUUACUUUUUAAACACCCCUAUUCUCAAUUUCGUUUGAAACGCUUUUCCCCCCAAAAUUGUAUGGGAAAUCCGUUUCGAAUGGAAUACAGAAUAGGGGGUGAAAGACUGAUAAAGGAACGGCCUGAAAUCACCUUCAAAAGUCAUUUUUAUCCAACUGAACAUUGUAAUUAUGUUCAACCGAGGACAACAGCUCAAAAAGACUGGCAACUCUGCCGAAAGCAAAUACGCAAAUUUCUAUUGAGGUUGACAUCUUUGCGACCGGGAUACGAGAGGGACAUCACUAUUUGAGAUUGCUAGUGUAUGCAGCAAGGUGGCAAACAACUACCAUCUAAGCUGAGUAGAUAUCAAGAAGAUAGAUGAAGAUUUUCUGCAAUGCAAGUUGAUGUAUUUAGAUGCGAGAAAUGAAAAA